Messenger RNA from Diplodia corticola, 717 nucleotides. RefSeq names its product speckle-type poz. Gene Ontology annotation, molecular function: ubiquitin protein ligase binding. The transcript has 5 exons. The record is from RefSeq and is a predicted model, not a curated record. Gene Ontology annotation, cellular component: cytoplasm. Gene Ontology annotation, biological process: regulation of proteolysis; proteasome-mediated ubiquitin-dependent protein catabolic process. NCBI's taxonomy places the organism in Eukaryota, Fungi, Ascomycota, Dothideomycetes, Botryosphaeriales, Botryosphaeriaceae. The coding region runs from base 1 to 717 and encodes 238 amino acids.
AUGGCAGCUUUGGUGCCACACGUCGAGCGCGUCGAGGACGUUGCGGCGUUCCUAUGGCAGACCAGAGAAUACUCCGACGUAACAAUCAGCACCGGUGACCACAAGGAAAUCAAUGCGCACAAGGCUAUUAUCUGCAUCCGCAAUAAGUUCUUCGAGAAUUGUCUGCGGCACGGGUUCGCCGAAUCCUUCACCAAUCGCGUAGAGCUCCCGGAGAACUUCGAGAUCGUGGAGGCUCUCCUACAGAGUCUAUAUGGUGUAGACGUGCCGUUGCUCCAUGUAUCUGGCGAGGAAUGCAAGAUUCAGAAGUUGAUCAGUCUGUACUCAUCCGCCGACAAAUAUGGCGUAGCUCUGCAGGAGAAGGUUUGCCAAACCUUUUCAGCUUGCCUCGAGAUGGUUGAAACCCCGGAAACGAUUCUCAGUAUCGCGUGGGCCGUGUACGACCAAACCCCGUACUUCGACGUUCAACUUAGAAGCGCCACGAUAAACCAUGUUCAGGCCCAUCUGGACACCAUUCUUUGCACGGAUGAAUCUGCAUCCGUUCUGAUGGGAAAUUCGCAGUUGGCCGUCGACAUGUUGAGGCGCACAGCCCCUAUGCUCCAAGAGCAGGCACAGGCUUUGAAGGCCGGAUCCGUUCCUACGACGCCCAAGAAGCGCAGGUCUCCGCGGAAUGCUACCCAUACGCCAGGAACACACGCCUUUCGCGUUCGCAUGUAUUGA